AUGGAACAGCUGAUGUGCUGUAGCCUCGAAGAGAACACGUAUAGCAUGCAGGGAUUUUGGUUGUGGCAGUCUAAUUUUAUUCAGCUGCGCCGCCGCCGUGAGCAGCGUCGACGCCGGCCCCGCAAUGACACUGCGUCGUCGACGGAGGAGAGCAGUGAACAAAGCUCUCUAACUCCCAGUCAGACUGAGGCAGUCUCGCUGCAACGGGCCAAUGAAAUUCGCGAGUACAUUUCUGCUGUUCUCCACGCCACCGGAUACCCCUAUCGAUCAGCUUCCACUACUGACAGCGCCCCGGAAGGUGCUGACGGCCCUACUCUGGCCCCAGUGACCGAUGCCGAGGCGCUAGCGACGAGUUCCGGGCUUAUGUUAGCUUCGCUUUCUCCUGCCGUGGCAGAUCCCGCCGAGGUGUCCGGUGAGCCGCCACGGAAGACUAACCGCAGUGAAGGGACUGACCCCACUGGACGCACCCCUGCAGUGGCGAAGAGCGCCCUCGCAAAGAUAGUGGCCAAGGCCAAGGCCCAGCAUCGCGAUCUCGUCAAGCAUGCUCCGGUGGUAGCCGCGACCGUGCCCACAAGGCGGACCCAACCGGACGAGACCCGAGGCCAGCCUGGCGUGGGUCGUAAACGGGUUCAAUUCGCUGAUGAGUCUCCUCUGGCGAACAACUCGCAGCUGUCGCGUGGCCACCAGAUCCGCAGUGACAACGGCGACAGUGAUGAUGAGUUCACAAUUCAGCUUCCAGGGCACAAGGGUCCGCGAGCGUCAGCGGACGCAGACGAGAGCGGUGGGCGCGAUGCCGACGCUGUGACAGGCGUUGCCGGCAGUGCCGAUACGGUUGCUGCCAAGCACCCGUCGCAGAUGACUCGCGCGGAGUUUCUCAGCCAGUUUAAGCGAGCCCCACGUCGUGGCGAGGUGGGGCAAACUGCUGAGGAGAUCGCGGCUGCAGAGAAACUGGGCUAUGUCAUGUCCGGCUCCCGCUCCGUGGCAUCUCGCAUGUAUGUGGAUCGCAUCCAGCGGCAGCUGCAUGAACACGAGGCGGCGAAGCUGCAGCAGCAGUUCCGCAAGGUCGAAGAUGAACGUAUGGACGACCAACUGGUGCUUGAACUUGCACAGCUCAUCAACGGCAGAAAGGAAAGCUGA
Messenger RNA from Leishmania braziliensis MHOM/BR/75/M2904, 1137 nucleotides. RefSeq lists its product as hypothetical. Gene Ontology annotation, molecular function: chromatin binding. Gene Ontology annotation, cellular component: nucleus. The coding region runs from base 1 to 1137 and encodes 378 amino acids. Gene Ontology annotation, biological process: regulation of gene expression. Lineage: Eukaryota; Euglenozoa; Kinetoplastea; Trypanosomatida; Trypanosomatidae. The transcript has a single exon. The record is from RefSeq and is a predicted model, not a curated record.